Molecule: messenger RNA, 1770 nt
Organism: Strongyloides ratti
Lineage: Eukaryota; Metazoa; Nematoda; Chromadorea; Rhabditida; Strongyloididae
Product: CS domain and HSP20-like chaperone domain-containing protein
Exons: 4
Coding region: 1-1770 (589 amino acids)
Source: RefSeq, a predicted model, not a curated record
AUGACUUCUAAUAAAAAAGCUGUUCUUGUUGAAUUGAAUCCAGACCCUACUCUUAUUGAUAGGGAAUUCGAAAGUUAUAGAUUAGCUUUUUCUAACUAUAAAAUUUCAUAUACAUCAUUACCAAAUUCAAUUCUUAAUUGCCAAAGAAAUUCUCAAUUGUAUUCUUUUCUUCAUCUACGUUUAUAUGCAGAUCAAAAUAAUAUAUUCUUAGAUACAUUUGCUCCAUGCAUAAAAAUAUAUACUGUUUUAACUGAUGGUUCAAUAUAUUCACUGGAGUAUGAUGAAGAUACAUCAAAAUUUAUUAAUUGCCGACGUGUCUUUGAACAUUUUUUGAAAGAAGACAAUGAAGGAUGGGAGAUACCAAAAGAUGAUAAUGAAGAUUACUACAGGAAACAUCAGGAGUUAGAUAAUUAUCCAUUUUCAUUGUUUGUUGUAUCAGAGGAGUAUGUUGUGGCUAGUAAUGGAAAGACUGACAUUUUUGUUUUUAAAAAAGAUGAAUGUAAAUGGGAUGUUGUGUAUCAUGAAGCGCUUUCAAGGAAUCUGAUAAUAGUUGAUUCUAGAAUGGAUGGAAGUAAUAAUUUGCAUCUUUUAACAAAAACAAUCAUUGAGAAAAGUGAAUGCCCAUAUACAUUUGAGGGAAUGUCUGCUCAUUUAUGUUCCUUAAAAUGGAUUAAAUUAACAAUGGAAGAUGAAUCAUGGAUCAAGAGUGGUGAGAAAGUAAUUUAUGCUCCUGGAAAUGUUGAAUUGUGCACAUUUGACUAUGACUUUGAAUCUGUUAUUAUUCAAUCUACCAUGGAACCAUUUAUAAAAUAUGUUGAAAAUAAAUAUACGGAACAAAUGGAGUACCUGGAUGGAAAAGAAAUUUAUACUUGGAAACAGGAUAAAUCUAAAAUUUUUAUGGAAUUUUCAUUACCUGUUUCAUUGAAUAAUGAUGAUGUAGUUGUUAAUUUUACGAAAAAUUCUAUAAAUGUUUUAGUAAAAGGAGAAAAUAUUUUUAAUGAGACAUUGGAAAAUGACAUUGUACAAUCUUCUGUUACCCAUAGAGUAAGUGACACUACAGUUUACAUUGAAUUUAAUAAAGUAGUGGAGGAAGAUUGGUCUGAGCUAAUAGAAAAAUCUAAAUCAGACAAUGAUACUACUACACCAUUGGUAAAUGUCACUGAAGACCUUAACUCAUUCAAUCUAGACAAUAAUGCAAUUUUUACAAAACGUGAAGAAUGUGAUGAUGAACGUUUAGAGAAUACUUUUAUUUAUUGGGUUGAUUAUGAAAGCGAAGAAAUAAAAUAUCAGUCAUCACUUAUAACUGAUAUGCCAUUAUUUUCACAGAAAUUUUCACCCUCAACUCCAACUUCAAUAUGUCUUAGAGAAGAUGUUGAUGGAAUUAUUUGGAGCUUUCCAGGUAAAAAAACUGGUAAAUCAAUCUUUCAUAAAUCAACUUUUAAUGCUUUAGGAUAUAUACAGGCUUCAAAAUCAAGACGUAAAUAUACAAUUUCAUCACCAUUGUGUAGCUAUGUUGCUAUUGUAGAGGCUUUGAAAAAUAUACACGUAUACUGGCGUAGCGAACAAUUAUCAGGUGAAGGUCUAGUAAAUCGUAAAAGUGGUCAACGUAUAAGUAAAAUUGCGAAACAAAAUGUUAUAUGCCUUACGAAGGAAUCAUACAAUGAGUAUGAUAGCAAAACUGUCGUUACUGAUGACAUUUUUGGAUGUAUUUGCUUGGAAAAAUUUAUUAUUAUUGCUCUAAAGAAUGAAUUAGCUGUUGUUGUAUUAUAA